This is a messenger RNA of Doryrhamphus excisus (bluestripe pipefish), 2245 nucleotides long. Its product is annotated as zinc finger protein 503-like. Lineage: Eukaryota; Metazoa; Chordata; Actinopteri; Syngnathiformes; Syngnathidae. Gene Ontology annotation, cellular component: nucleus. The record is from RefSeq and is a predicted model, not a curated record. Gene Ontology annotation, biological process: negative regulation of DNA-templated transcription.
CCGCUUUCACCUCGCAUCAACUCGGCUGUGCUUUUUUGUGAUUGGGGGCUGCGAUCCACGGGAGGCGGAGUGAUCCGCCACCUCCUCCUUCUCCUCCUCCUUCUCCUCAUGCUGCUGUAAUCCGAGUCUGCUUUCGGACCUGCGACCAACACUUGUCACAAGACGCCGAGGGGGUGAAGGCGUACGGAGGCUAUCUCAUCACGACACGCGUGGAUUGUGCACGCCUUUUUUUUUUUGCAUGAGGAUUGUACCUGAUCGCUUUCCGGGCAUGUUUGUUGCGCGUAUGGCUUUAAUGACGAGCUGAGUGUUUUUUGGAGCUUUUCGGAAGAAAAAAGCAAAAAAAAACCACACAUGUAUUUCUCCGCCCUUUCCACGACAUUUGGGUCAUGAUCACAUCGCCCACGGUGUCUUUCCUGAGAAAUAGCACCAAUCCAGCGUGGGAGAGCUGCAUCUCCUCGGGGGGGAGAAGCGUCAGCAGUCAGUCCGCCUACAGCUCAGUCUCUCCCGCAGACCCGUCCCGUCAAGCCGGUCGCCUUCCCAUUAAGGUCCUGAAAAUGCUGACGGCCCGGGCAGGACACAUUUUGCACCCGGAAUACCUCCAGCCUCUACCGUCCACCCCCGUCAGCCCCAUCGAGUUGGAUGCCAAGAAGAGUCCACUAGCACUUUUGGCCCAAACAUGCUCCCAGAUCGGAAAACCGGACCCCCCGGCCUCCUCCAAGCUCUCCUCGGUGGCCUCCAGCGGAUCCAGCGACAAGGAGAGCAAGUCCGGCCCGCUGAAGAUCAGCGACAUCGGCGCCGAGGACAAGUCGAGCUUCAAGCCGUAUUCCAAGUGCUCGGACAAGAAGGAGUCGAGCAGCGGCUCGAGUGGAGAUAAGAACGGUUUCCGGGUGCCUAGCGCCACCUGCCAGCCGUUCACGCCCAGGACAGGCAGCCCGAGCUCCUGCGCCUCCGCCUCGCCGUUGCCGUGCGAGGGCAAGGCGGCGGACAAGGAGGACAAGAAGGAGUGCGAUGGCAGUAAAAACGCUUCACCUGAAAGUAGCAGGACGCGUGGAAUUACCCCCGACGGCAGCCAGGAGGCCACGACUGGCUCCAAGGCCGUCACGUCGGACUCCAUAAUUGUCACUUCCUCGUCGUCGUCGUCGGUGCUCGGCUCCGGAUUGGUGGCCCCUGUUUCCCCGUACAAGCCCGGCCACACUGUUUUCCCGCUACCCCCCGCUGGUAUUUCAUACCCCGGAAGCUUAGCAGGAGCUUACGCUGCUUAUCCGCAGCCGUUCCUGCCUCCUGGAAUGACCCUCGACCCCACCAAGUCCAGCAGCCAGCUUUUGAGCGCGCAGUUCGCCGCAGCCAACUCGCUGGGGUGCAGCAAAGCCGGGACGAGCCCCCUGGCCGGGUCGUCGCCGCCCUCCCUCAUGUCCGCGAGCUUAUGCCGGGACCCUUACUGCCUCAGCUACCACUGCACCAGCCACAUGUCCGCAGCGUCCGGCGCCAACUGCGCUCACGACUCUGCAGCAGCCGCAGCCGCCGCCAGUGCACUCAAAUCCGGAUACCCGCUCAUGUACCCGGCUCACCCGCUUCACGGCGUCCACUCCUCGGCUCCGUCAUUCGGCGGACACCCCUUGUAUCCGUACGGCUUCGUGCUGCCAAACGACCCGCUGCCGCACAUCUGCAACUGGGUAUCAGCGAACGGACCGUGCGACAAGCGCUUCUCCACCUCCGAGGAGCUGCUCAGCCAUCUGCGGACUCACACGGCCUUUGCCGGCUCGGAGAAGCUGCUCUCCGGCUACCCGGGCUCCUCGUCCCUGGCGAACGCCGCAGCAGCAGCCGCCAUGGCUUGUCACAUGCACAUGCCUUCCAACGGCAGCCCGGGCAGCCCCGGUACGCUGGGUCUCCGGGGCCCGCAUCACCCUCUCGGACUGGGGAGCCGCUAUCACCCGUACUCCAAGAGCCCCCUGCCCGCCCCCGGAGCCCCGGUGCCGGUGCCUGCUGCCACUGGACCCUAUUACUCCCCUUACGCCUUGUAUGGACAAAGACUGACCACAGCCUCGGCUUUGGGGUACCAAUAGAGACUAUUACAAAUAUAUACAUUUAUAAAAAAAAUAAAGAUUUAGACCCAAUGAGUUUUAUAUGUACCAUGCAGGGACUGAAUCCAUGUGGGGAUCAGUGUAUUUAUUUGAGAUAGCUUCAAGCGUGACUAAAAUAAAAAAAAUAUUAUAAUAUAAAACUGUCAACAGACUCAAUGUGUAUU